Molecule: messenger RNA, 1369 nt
Organism: Rhizophagus irregularis DAOM 181602=DAOM 197198
Lineage: Eukaryota; Fungi; Glomeromycota; Glomeromycetes; Glomerales; Glomeraceae
Source: RefSeq, a predicted model, not a curated record
AUGGAGGGAUGGACUAGUGGAAAUUCUGAUAUUGAUAGCUUUAUAAAAGAUACAAUGUAUAAUAAUGCAAGAAAGAGAUAUUAUUAUGUCAGUAGAUUUCUUGAAUGGGUACCAUUUGAUAGAUUUACAGAUAUCAAAAAAAUUGGUGAAGGUGGAUUUGCAGAAGUAUAUUCUGCAACAUGGAUUGAUGGGAAAUCAACAUAUGAAUAUAGUAGUUAUUAUGGAAGCUGGCGAAAGGUUAAUUCUAAUCCUGAGAUGAAAAUUGCUUUGAAAAGGUUAAAUGGAUCACAAACUAUAUCAGACAAAUAUUUAAAUGAACUUAAAAUACAUUUUUAUUUAUCUGAAGAAAAAGAAGAAGGAUUAGGGAUUUAUGGAUUAACUAAAGACCCCGAAACUAAAGAUUUUAUGAUGAUAAUAGAAUUUGCUGAUAGAGGGAAUUUGAGAAAUAUUCUCUUAAAUAACUUUAACAAUAUAAUGUGGAAAGAUAAAAUUUAUUUAUUGUAUCAUUCAUUAAUAGACCUAAGAGAUUUACAUAAGUUAGGAUAUUUACAUAAAGAUUUUCAUAGUGGAAAUAUCUUACAAAAUAAACGAGAUGAUUAUAGUAUUGACUCUUACAUUUCAGACUUUGGAUUAUCUGGACCAGCAAAUGAACAAAAAUCGGAUGGUAAAGUAUAUGGAGUAAUGCCAUAUAUUGCUCCAGAAGUCUUGGAUGGAGAAUCAUAUACAUCAUCUUCCGAUAUUUAUAGCUUUGGUGUAGUUAUGGCUGAAUUGUCAUCCGGAAAACCACCUUUUUACAAUAAAAAACAUAAUUUAAAUUUAGCAUUAGCAAUAUGUAAUGGACUCAGACCAGAAUUUGGAAAAGGAACCCCAGAGUUUUAUAAAAAAUUAGCUUACAAAUGUAUGAAUGCUAAUUCAAAUGAAAGACUGACAGCUGAAGAAUUAUUUGAUAUAAUUGAGUUUUGGUAUGAUUCUAUUAAAGGUAAAAAUGAUAAAAAAGAAGAAUUUGGUUAUAAAGGAAAAGAAAUUAAAGCAGCAUUUGAUGAAGCUGAUAAAGAAAUACCAAACAUCUCUAUUUUAUACGAAAGGAAUUCUGAUGCUGUAUAUACUAGUAGAGCAUUUAAUUUCACUAAUCUAUUAACGAAACCUGUUAAUUCAUCUAUUAUUACUUCAUAUAUUAAUGAAGAAAAUGAUGAAGUUCAUGAUCCUCAGUUAGUCGACUUAGAAAUUUCUAACAUAAUGCAAUUAGAAGAUACUGAUGCUUUUGACAUUAAUAGAUACUUGUGACGAAAAUAAUGCUGAUGAUUCGAUAGAUUAAAUAUUUUGUAGAUUUUAUUUUAUAGUUUUAUUGUGAAAUUUGUUAUUUGAAAGU